GCGGACACAUUCCUCUGUCCUCCCCCAGGACUCACUGACUGACGGGGGGAGGAGAGGGGAGGAGGAGUAGGAGGAGGAGGAGGGAGGCUGCUGCUGCUGCUGCUGUGCGCAUUUAAUUAGUGAGGAGGAAGAAGAAGAAGCGGCAGGACGGGACGGGACAGCGCACCGCCCCCUCCACACUGCCCCGGGCUCCGGCUACACUCACAGCCGACACAGAGAACCGCAGCUCGGCCGUUUGGAGCUUUGACGCAGCGGAGGAAACGUUUACGCACAGAGUUGUUGCUGUUGAGCGCGUUGGAAAGGAUUUAUCUCACUCUGCUGGAUGGUUUAAAGCUUUUCAUUUUAUAGUUUGUGUUUUUCAGCGGAGGAGUUUCGCUCACAGUUUUGGAUCGUCUAAGCAGAGUCCUGUCAACUCGUAACUCUGCGGAAGAACGCGUCAUUAACGUGACCCGCACGGUGCGUUUUCCUGCCGCGUCCCGCUCCGUGAGUGAUGAUUGAUUUGGAAAUGUCAGCGCCGCCGCUGCGCGCUGCUCCGCACACUCCAUCAUCCCGGCGGGGCUGAGGGAAAGUAAGAAACCACCUGUUGUGGAAGUUUCCUGGAGCUUCUCACGGAUAAACCCGAGCUGCUGAAACCAGACUCCGGACUGAGCCGAGUGGAGACGCGCAGGCAGCGGAAUGCGGCUUUUACGCACGGAGCAGACGCAGUUUCUGAGAAGAGGCUCCUCUCUAAUGAGUGAUAAUCUGCACUGCCGUGUCUCCACGCUUCGUGUUGUGUGUUUGCAGUGAGCAUGUUGCCAUGGUGUCCCGGGCUCAGAUGAGCCGGACGGUGGAGCUCCGGUCGGGAUGGCUCGGGAGGACGCGGUGAGGUGUCUGCGCUGUCUGCUCUACGCGCUCAACCUGCUGUUCUGGCUGAUGUCAGCAUGUGUGCUGGGAGUGGCCGCCUGGAUCAGAGACUCUCUGAACACCGUCCUGACCCUGACAGCCCACACCAGGUUGGAGGAAGCAGCCGUCCUCACAUAUUCUCCAGCUGUUCAUCCCGUCAUCAUCGCCGUGUGCUGUUUCCUCAUCAUCGUGGCCAUGGUUGGAUACUGCGGCACGCUCAGAUGCAACCUGCUGCUGCUGUCCUGGUAUUUCUGCAGUCUGCUGGUGAUCUUCUGCGUGGAGCUGGCGAGCGCCGUGUGGACCUACGACGAGCCGUCGGUGCAGCGCUCUGAUAUGAUCAGCCUGAAGUCUCGGAUGCCAAACUUCGGCCUGCAGCGUUACCAGUGGCUCACACAUACCUGGAACAGCUUCCAGACCGAGUUUAAGUGCUGCGGCGUGAUCUACUUCACUGAUUGGCUGGAGAUGACAGAGAUGGAGUGGCCACCUGACUCCUGCUGCUCCAAUCAGUAUCCAGGAUGUGCUCGCCACGCCCACUACCACGACCUCAGCGACCUGCACCAAGAGGGCUGCGGUCCGAAGAUCUACAGCUUCAUUCGAGGGACGAAGCAGCUGCAGGCGCUGCGUUUCCUGGGCGUGUCCAUCGGCGUGGCUCAGAUCCUGGCCAUGGCGCUCACCCUCACGCUGCUGUGGGCACUUUACUAUGGCCGAAAGUCGCCAGAGCUGGACACCACGGUGGCGGCUCCGGACGACUCCACCCCCCUCACAGUGACACACAGACCUUCAGCUGAAGCUCCACAGUCAGGCUGCAGCCGCACUAACAAGAGCUGUGCCGUGAUGACGAGCACCGCCGCCGCCAAGCCCAGUGAACUCCAGUUUGAGAUGGAGCGGCUGUCGUAGCAGACGGCGUCACGCUGCAGCCUGAACGCAUCCGAGGAUUUAAAGUCUUAUUUUAUCAGUUUAUUCAUCAGUUCUGUCAGAAAUCUGAACGUUUGACUCCAUGAGGUCACAACUGACAUCUGAUCACACGGACAACUGCUCUGCAUGAUCCCAGACACAAACUCUGCGUCUUCACGUAUCUACACAGGCUCCUCACAAACUGUUCGUAUGUUUUUCCUAUGAAAAACAAAAUUCAAACAAAUCCCGCACGAUCACGAGCCAGUAAGACUCGUCUAUGCUUCAUGUUAGAGAGGGAUGGAGCCUUCUGUCAGUACUCUGUGUAGAGUAGAACCCCUGCAGAUCAUGGAGGUGGUGUAUUGUGGUACAAGUAAGAAACGACCGUAGGAGACGAACAAGAUAUUUAAAUAGUGGCACAACGGAACAAAUUAGGAAUAUAAAAUAAUAUAUAGUGAAAAGAAUUCGCCAUCAACACGUCGUGAUGUAUUUAACAACCUCACAGACCACCACCGUCUACAGCACUACCUCUGUUUGAAGGUACAUGACCACGAGCUCCUCCACCGUCACCUCAUUUGUUGUUGUGCGAAACUUUUGACUCCGUCCUCUAGUGCCGUCCUCUACUCCGGAGUCAUCGAAUACCAGCGCUUGGUCAGUGACUUCCAGCGUCAGACACUGAUGGAAAAAGCCGUCCUUUGAUGUCAGCAUGAUACAUGGCUAAACAUAACCACGUGUGUGUGUCAGCUAAACGUAACCACGUGUGUGUGUUGGCUAAACGUAACCACGUGUGUGUGUCGGCUAAACGUAACCACGUGUGUGUGUCGGCUAAACGUAACCACGUGUGUGUGUUGGCUAAACGUAACCACGUGUGUGUGUCGGCUAAACGUAACCACGUGUGUGUGUUGGCUAAAAAUAACCACGUGUGUGUCGGCUAAACGUAACUACGUGUGUGUGUUGGCUAAACAUAACCACAUGUGUGUAUUGGCUAAACGUAACCACGUGUGUGUGUCGGCUAAACGUAACCACGUGUGUGUCAGCUAAACGUAACCACGUGUGUGUGUUGGCUAAACAUAACCACGUGUGUUUGUCGGCUAAAAAUAACCACGUGUGUGUGUUGGCUAAACGUAACCACGUGUGUGUGUUGGCUAAACGUAACCACGUGUGUGUGUUGGCUAAAAAUAACCACGUGUGUGUGUUGGCUAAACGUAACCACGUGUGUUUGUCGGCUAAAUGUAACCACGUGCGUGUGUUGGCUAAACGUAACUACGUGUGUGUGUUGGCUAAAAGUAAUGAUGUGUGUGAGGGCGGUGACAUUUACAGCAUUUGAAAAAGACGUAACUAUUUUCGUACGUAACAGGAGAAUAAAUGAGUAUUAAUUCGUGCAUAACCCAUGUGUUUGGAAAAGCUACCAUCACAUGACCAAAAGGCCGACGCUAGUAAAGAAGGAAGUGGUCGUAUGAGGCGGCAGGUUGAGGUGGUGUGUUACAAAGCACAGGACUUUCCUUCAGGGGAGCAGUGUUUGGAAACAUGUGAACUUAAAGUAAUUUUAAGGUUCAUCAUCACCGUGUUUCCUAAACCUAACAUCCGUAACUUUACGUUAAGUACGUAACUUUUUCUAGUGUCCAUCCGAUAUUUAGUAGGACGUCUUAUGAACGGUUGUGUGAGGACACGCUGAUCCAGGACCCAACAUGACUCAAUAACUUAAGAGUUAUAUUUUAGCUUUAUGUGACGCGUGACUGAGCGUUUGUUUCCGUCCUGUCUGAUUGGUGGUUCUUUAUUCAGUGAUGUCACUGUGAUGUCAGAUAUGAACUCGACGAGUUGUACUACGAUUACUGACAGAACUGAUGACUGAGUUCACGAACAGUUGAGUUCACUGCAGAUAUGAGGACAGCAGUGAUGAUGAGGAGGCACAGAGCGAAGACUGUUAAUGAACUCUGACCUUUGACCCCUGAGCGGGUCCUGUCAUAGACCCUGAUGGACUCUGGUCCAUCUGUUUGGUACUUUGUGGUUUGUCACUGGACGAGAACAUGAACUGAAGCACUGAUGGAAACAACCACUGUCUGAGGGACGUCUUCUCUUCGGGUUCAGACACAGAAUCAUCUCCAUGUCGACUGAACUGUAAAGACGCGAGUCGCUGCUGUCGGGUGUCAAGUCGUGUCAGAAGAGACGAGCUCACGUGUUUUUCAGAGUGUCAGGUUGUAUUUGAGAAAAUGUGCAUGGUGUUAUAUUUAAUGAUGUUUGAUCGUUUUCUCUCUGCAAUAAACAUUAAAGCAGGAUCUGUCUGUACGACGAA
This is a messenger RNA of Epinephelus fuscoguttatus (brown-marbled grouper), 4066 nucleotides long. RefSeq names its product tetraspanin 12 (gene tspan12). The coding region runs from base 844 to 1779 and encodes 311 amino acids. Gene Ontology annotation, cellular component: membrane. NCBI's taxonomy places the organism in Eukaryota, Metazoa, Chordata, Actinopteri, Perciformes, Serranidae. The transcript is spliced from 7 exons. The record is from RefSeq and is a predicted model, not a curated record.